CUGACAGUUGGUAUUUUUGAGAAAAUUCUCAUUAUUUGUGAACUUAAACGGUCGGUUUUUGUUUUUAGGACGGAGUUAGAGCGUAAGUAGGGGUUACGUUAUAUAAAAAGCCAGAAAUUGGAUUAACGUAGGCUGGCUAAGCUAACAGGUUAGCUGUCAAUGAACUAGCCAUACAGCCAGCUCGCGCCAACUUAAUCCUCCGUCUGCACGCGUAGUGCUAUUUUCUACACACACACACACACACACACACACACACACACACACACACACACACACACACAGCUCAUUCAGGACAGUUUGUAUUAAAGCGAUGCGCGUAUGAUUUCAGUCGCUAUUUGUAUUUAAUGUGACAGAAUAUAUAUAUUGUAGGUAGAUUUAGUUUGCUAGGCUCGAUGGAUAACUGUCAGCAACCACGCUAUGAAUAUUCCGGUCAGGCCAGAGAGAACAAGCCACAUCGGAAAAAGGGAGUCGGACAUUCCUCUUAUAGCACCUGGGGAAACGAAGAGGGAGAGAAGAAGCCAAAGUUUCUGGACCGGUUUGCAAGCAUACGGAUUCCAGGCAGUAAAAAGGAACGACCGCAUCUUUCCCACCUGACCAAGCAAUCGUCCACCAAUGACUGGUCCAUGUCUUCAGAGUUUGAGGAGCUAUCCUCCAGGAUAACCUCAGAGAAGGAAAUUCUUGCCCUAUUUGAAAAAAUGAUGGAGGACAUGAACUUGAACGAGGACAAAAGAGCUCCACUCAGAGAGAAGGACUUAAGCACAAAGAGAGAGAUGGUGCUUCAAUAUAUUGUUACAGCAGCUAAAACUGGCAGUCUGAAGAGAAGUAGUCAUCAGAUAUCUCCUCAGGAGUUUCUCAGUGAACUAAAAAGUGGAGCCACUGAUGAGAGAUUGUUUGCCUGCUUGGACUCCCUCAAAGUCUCUCUUACCAGCAAUCCAGUCAGCUGGGUGCAGAGUUUCGGCCAUGAAGGACUCGGUCUUUUGCUGGAUAUACUGGAAAGGCUCCUGCGCAAAAAACACCAGGAGAAGGUUGAUAAGAAGAGUCAGCACAAAGUCAUCCAGUGCCUGAAGGCUUUCAUGAACAACAAGUAUGGACUGGAGCGGAUUCUUGGUGAAGAGAAGAGCUUGGCUUUGCUGGCCCGAGCAAUGGACCCUCAGCAGCCUGCCAUGAUGACCGACGUUGUCAAGCUGCUCUCUGCCAUCUGCAUAGUAGGAGAGGAGAACACUUUGGAGAAGGUUCUUGAAGCCAUCACCGGCGCUGGGGAGCAGUUGGAAACCAGUCGCUUCAGUCUUAUAGUUCAGGGUCUUACUGAUCGUUCUGUCCAGCUUCAGGUGGCUUGUAUGCAGCUCAUCAACGCUCUCGUUACGUCUCCUGAUGAGUUAGACUUCAGGCUGCACAUCAGAAAUGAGUUCAUGCGCUGCGGCCUGCGGGAGAUAUUGCCGAGUCUGGCCACUAUCAGGAAUGAGGCUCUGGACAUCCAGCUGAAAGUGUUUGAGGAGCACAGGGAGGAGGACAUGAUUGAAUUCUCUCAUCGAUUGGAGGACAUCAAGAGUGAAUUUGAUGAUGUAGGAGAUGUGUUUAACGUAGUGUACAGCCUGGUAAAGGACACAGCAGCCGAGGUGCAUUUCCUCUCCAUCCUGCAGCACCUGAUGCUUAUCAGGAACGACUACUUUGUCAGGCCUCAGUAUUUUAAGAUCAUUGAAGAAUGCGUAUCUCAGAUUGUGCUACACCGGAGCGGGACAGAUCCAGAUUUCUCAUAUCGCAAGCGUUUGGAUGUGGACUUCACCCACCUUCUAGAGGUUUGUGUGGAUAAAGCACGAGCAGACGAGUUUGAACACAAGGCCUUGGAGUUAGCUCAGAAGUUUGAUGAAGAGAUCAUGAGCAGACAGGAGGCCUUGGCCCAGGUUCUGAAGAAGGAGGAGAAAAUCAAUGAACUUGAGGCAGAGCUACAGGCUUUCAGAUCUCAGUUUGGGGCAGCACCAGCGGGAAUCCCUACAGUACAGUCUGCUCCUGCCUUGUCAUCAUCCUCUUCAUCCGGUAUCCCAGUCCCCCCUCCUCCACCCCCUUUACCUGGGGUUCCACCUCCUCCCCCACCCAUGCCUGGCUGUGCCACCAUUACUGGAGUGCCUCCGCCGUUUUGUGUCCCUCCUCCCCCUCCUCCAGGUCCGGGAGGUCUGAUGUUCUCUCCCGUCCCACCUGCGCUGCCGUUUGGCCUACGGCCCAAGAAGGAGUUCAAGCCUGAGACCAACAUGAAGCGUCUCAACUGGUCCAAGAUCAAUCCCCAGAAGAUGUCAGAGAGCUGUUUCUGGAUUGUAGUCAACGAGGGCCGCUAUGAGGACGAUGAUCUUCUCGGGCGUCUGGCUGUCACCUUCGGAUCCCACAGAGCUGCCCGGCGAGAGGACGAGGAGCUGGAGGAAAAGAAAUCUAUUAAAAAAAGAAUCAAAGAGCUGAAAGUGCUGGACCCAAAGAUCGCCCAGAAUCUGUCCAUCUUCUUGGGUUCUUUUCGGUUGCCUUAUGAGGAGAUCAGGAGGAUGAUUGUGGAGGUAGAUGAGGAGCAGCUCACAGAACCCAUGAUCCAGAAUCUGGUGAAGCAUCUUCCUGAGCAAGAACAGCUAAAUGCACUGGCAAAGUACAAGAAUGAGUAUUCCAGUCUGUCUGAACCAGAACAGUUUGGGGUGGUGAUGAGCAGUGUAAAGCGUUUGAGACCCAGGCUGAACUCCAUCCUGUUCAGGCUGCAGUUUGAGGAGCAGGUUAGCCACCUGAGGCCCGACAUGCUGGCGGUGAGCGCGGCAUGUGAGGAAGUGAGGAAGAGCAAAGCCUUCACCAAGCUGCUCGAGCUCGUACUGCUCAUGGGGAACUACAUGAACGCUGGCUCACGCAACGCCCAGUCGUACGGUUUUGACCUCAGCUCCCUCUGCAAGUUAAAGGACACUAAGUCAGCUGAUCAGAAGUCCACUCUUCUGCACUUCCUUGCUGAGGUCUGUGAGGAGAAGUACUCGGACGUUCUCAAAUUCAUUGAUGAGUUGCAACUCGUGGACAGAGCUAGUCGAGUCUCAGCGGAGAACCUGGAGAGGAGUCUGAAGCAGAUGGAGAAGCAGCUGCUGCAGCUGGAGAAAGAUCUGGACACCUUCAGCUCAUCUGACAACCAGCAAGACAUGUUCCAGAGCAAGAUGGCCAGCUUUUCCAUCCAGGCAAGAGAUCAGUACCAUAAACUGGUCACCAUGCACAGCAACAUGUGCACUCUGUUCCAGAACAUGGUGGAGUUCUUUGCCGUCGACCCCAAGAAGACGUCUGUAGAAGAGCUUUUCACAGACCUGAGCAACUUCAGAGCCAUGUUUGAGCAAGCUGUUAAGGAGAACGUGAGGAGGCGCGAGGCCGAGGAGAAACAGAGGAGGGCGAGGGCAGCCAAAGAGAAAGCUGAACGAGAGAAACAGGAACGACAGCAGAGGAAGAAGAAAUUGCUGGAGGUCAAUGCAGAAAAGGAUGAGACUGGAGUGAUGGACAGUCUGCUGGAGGCGCUGCAGUCCGGAGCAGCUUUCAGAGACCGGAGGAAGCGAGCACCUAGACCUAGAGACGAGCCGACUCAAACGGUCAACCACAGACCAGUCCUGAAAGACUGCAACCAUGAAAACACAAAGGUACCUCUGCAAAGGUCACGGUCUCGGCAGAAUAUCAAUUUCAGCUCGGCUCGAGCCCCUACUGCCAAGGAGCCUCAUUAUGAGAGCGAGGCCCAUCCAUCUACAGCACGGAGAUCAACUCACCGCCCAGAAAGGGAGAGAGAACUGGAGAAGGAGAAGGACCGGAUGAGGACUCGAGAGAGCGAGAAGGAGCAGACUCCUCCUCCCAGCAGUUCAGUGAACGGAGACACGGAUGUGGAGGCUCUCCUGGCCCGGCUCCGCGCCCUGUAGUGACCUCCUCCUUCUGAAGAACUUAGACCUCUGCACUCCGUAUACGUCCACCGUGGCUGCAGUCAGAUAAACCCAAUUAAGUCUGCAGCUCUUUUUGUACUAACGAAUGCUGUCGAAUGCGAGCACACAAACAGAAGAAAAGGUCUUAACAAUUAAACUUUGCUUCAGAUGGCGCUGCCCUUUUCCUAGCACCAGCACCCAGGUUUUUUUUUUAGAAAGAGUGCUGCCAUUGUUUCAGCACUGACCAAAAGCAUGAGGUCAGUUCAGAAUAGUGUUGUUUAAGCAGGGACAAUUUAACAGCUACGCUUCUCGAGGCUAAUUAAAGCAGGAAAAUAUUUCUGGUGGGGUUUUUAUUAAAAGCAAAAAGCGGUAUUGCCCAGUGUCAGUGGUUCAGAGAGCUGUUAAUCAGAAAACAUUACACUGGUCUUUAUGGCUUCAGCACCUUGUCUUAAAUGCAUGUGUGCACUUUGGAAACGUAUUGAAUGUCUUCAACAAUAGUUAUCGCGUUUUAUUUUUCAGAAUAGUUUUAAAAGCUCAGCUCCACAAGUACUUAACUAAAGGAAAUAGGCCAUGUCUGUUUUAAUACUAGUUUUUGUAAAGAAGCAAUCAUUUUCAUGAAUUAAAAAAAUAAUUGUACGACACAAAUAACUGGUUAGUAAAAACACUAGUUAUCUGAAAAAGGUCUGACACUAACUGUAUACUUAUGGUACGUCAUCCAGACGCAAUACCAGCUUCUUGAUUUAGCUAAAAUUCUGCAGCACUGUGUAUCUGUAUAACCAAAAAAAUAUAAAUGUAUCAUGUUUUAUGAAACAUACGUCUAAACUUAAGUAUCUUUAUAUGUGUUUAAUAAGAGUGCUAUGCAAAUUAAUGUUUUUGUUUUGUUAACCAUAUUAGAUUAGUCCAAGUGACAAAGUAUAAACCAUUCAUUCAUCUUAAUCUUUAUUUCUUUGGGUUUUGUCUUCUGUUUUGUUUGGUCACUGAAUUAAUACUGAAUCUGUUUUACAUGCACUCCUGUUUCCUGUCAGAAUCUCUUCUGUUUUGGAUGUUAUUUUAAUUCUAAAUCUUUAAGGCCGUGUUGGUAUCACUAAAUGACAAUUCUUCAUAUUCACAGUUUUUCAGCGUUCGCAUUUAUAUGCAUCUAUAGCUAAAAAUGUAACUUUAUAUAAAAUUUGUAGCAUUUACAAUAAAGAAGA
Messenger RNA from Trichomycterus rosablanca, 5098 nucleotides. RefSeq names its product diaphanous-related formin 3 (gene diaph3). The record is from RefSeq and is a predicted model, not a curated record. The coding region runs from base 393 to 3905 and encodes 1170 amino acids. Gene Ontology annotation, cellular component: actin filament. Gene Ontology annotation, molecular function: actin binding; small GTPase binding. Gene Ontology annotation, biological process: actin filament polymerization; actin cytoskeleton organization. NCBI's taxonomy places the organism in Eukaryota, Metazoa, Chordata, Actinopteri, Siluriformes, Trichomycteridae. The transcript has 27 exons.